CUCUCUCUCUCAUCAUCAGCAUCACAGUCGAAGAGAGAGAAAGUGAAGGCAAGCAAAGCACCAACUCCCAUCGCUUCGAAUUGACGCCACAACUCCCUUGUAGUUGAAAUUCUAGAGAGAGAAAGAGCGAGGGGGGGUGAAAUGCUCGUCGACGAGAUCGAUGAUCGAGCUCCAAACCUGAUCCUGGUGCUUCAGGCUUGUUGAGGUUUUGAUCGACCCGAAUCCGAUAGGCAAACUCGAUCGCUCCCUUGGAAGAUCUCGGCAUUGUCUCGAUUGAUUGAGAGUCGAGAGAAAUUAGGUUCUUUCAGGGUUUUGGUAGAAGUUUAGAUCCACGAGUGAUGUCAAUUUGGUAGAUCUACGAUUUUUUUUUUUUGAUUCUUGCAGGUUUGUAGGGUUUUGGUUGAUGCAAAUAGCAAGAUGAAUUCUGAUACUGUUCUUGAUUAUGCUCAGUUCCAGUUAUCACCAAGAAGAACGAGGUGUGAGUUGUUUGUUUCGGGAGGCGGGAAGACUGAGAAGCUUGCUUCUGGGUUAUUGAAGCCCUUCUUGACUCAUUUGAAGGUUGCUGAAGAGCAGGCGAACCAAGCAGUUCAGUCAAUAAAGCUCGAAGCAGAAAAGCGGAAGAAUGCUGGGACUUGGUUCAAUAAGGGAACCCUCGAAAGGUUUGUUCGUUUUGUCAGCACUCCUGAGGUGUUGGAGUUGGUCAAUACAUUUGAUGCAGAGAUGUCACAAUUGGAAGGAGCCAGAAAAAUAUAUUCUCAGGGGGCAGGAGAUCAGCUCUCUGGUAAAAACAAACCAGCUGCCGCAGCUGCUGCAGACAUAACAAAGAAAGAGCUCCUCAAGGCCAUUGACUUGCGACUCAAUGCUGUUAAGCAAGACUUGGGAACAGCUUGUGCUCGGGCUUCAGCUGCAGGCUUCACCCCUGACACUGUUUCGGAACUUCUCAUGUUUGCCAAUCGAUUUGGUGCCCUUCGCUUAAAUGAAGCAUGUACCAAGUUCAUCUCAUUGUGCCAGCGGCGGCCUGAGUUGAUAAAUCAUUCCCAAUCACCGCCUCCACCAAUACCACCGCAAUGGAGGGCUAUUGAUGAUGUCAACAUUCGUGCGUCCUUAGGGUCUGACAUGUCAAUUGAUGAAAUGGAGGUUGAGUCUUCUGGCCCAUCCAUCAGUGAGUCUAUUGCCACAGGGCAUGAACUUUGCAAGCCUAGCAGUGAACGAUCACUACAGGAAUCUGCUGCCGAGGUGAAGCCCAUUGCCCAGUCCUUCAAGGAGAAAGAUAUGAGCAAGGCCAAGGAGGAUGCAUCUCCGAAUGUUGCAUCCUUAGAUGAGCCACUUCAGCCAGCUUCAGCCGGGUCCCGGCGGUUGAGUGUUCAAGACCGCAUCAACCUCUUUGAAAGCAAAAAGAAAGAACAGUCUACAAAUGCUAGUAUUAGCAGCAACACUUCUGGUGGAGGUGGAAUCAAUAAGAUGGUGGCUGGAAAGGGGGAACACCGGAGGCAACCAUCUGAUGCGUCUAUGGAGAAGUUGGUAUUGAGGAGAUGGAGCGGUGCUAGUGAUAUGAGUAUUGAUCUUACUAGCAGCAGCAUCAGCAGUGACAGAAAGGAGAGUGUAAGUACCGCUGGAACUCCUACUUCAUCUGCUGAUUCACAGGUUAAAUCUGGAAGUAACAUGGAAGAAGGUGUUGUAGUGCCAAAAAACACAGGAAAUUCAUGGCCUAGGUCGGGUCCUAAUGACAACUUAACAACCACAUGUUCAUCUUCUACUUUGUCUUCAUCCCAGGCCCAGACCAGUUCUUUUCUGAAGGACAGAGAUGGAGAUGAUGUUUUGUUGAGAGAACAUACUACUGCAAACUCCAGAACUCAGCCUGGACUGUCUAUGGACAAGGGCCACGGUGACUCUCCGAAAGAAUUUAGUCAUUUUGGGGGUGAAGCACAUCAGGAUGGAGUCGGUGAUGAAAGUAAUACCCAAGACACCUCCAAACCUGCUUCAGAAUCAGGGGAGAAUGCUAAACUGAAAGACCAAACCGCCUCUCUGUCUCAAUUUAAUGGAGUUGCAGCACAAAAUAGUGGGAUGAAAGAUCAAGCAACUGUGCAAAUUCAAUCUAAAGCAGUUCCAGCAACAGUUGCAAAGGCAGAAUCAAAUGAUCAAGCAGUUCAUACUGUCACUAGGAAGGCUCGAACACGUUCAACCGCAAAAACAUUUGCAGGAAAAACAGAAGAUGAAGCAAACCCGAAAGAUCCUUCGGAUUCCCAGUUUCAAGUCAAAGCUUCCUUGGGUAAGGUUCAAGAGAUUGCUCCACAGAACGAUAUGUCUUCACAAUCCCAAUCAAAAGCAUAUCCUGGAAAUCAAGUUGCAGAGAGGAAAGAGGAAACUAUUCCUUCUCAUAUGUCAUUCAAAGUUUCCUUUGAAGAUGGUCCUGGUUCUCAGCUCCAUGGGAGAACAACUGCUCCUGGUCAGAUAAAGAAGGUGCAAGGAAGGAGAGAUGACAGGGUGCCCAAUCAAGGAACAAAAAUUCCAACCGUCUCAGGGAAGAAAGAGGAAACUACUACUCAUAUGUCAUUCAAAGUUACAGAGAGGAAAGAGGAAACUAUUCCUUCUCAUAUGUCAUUCAAAGUUUCCUUUGAAGAUGGUCCAGGUUCUCAGCUACAUGGGAGAACAACUGCUCCUGAUCAGAUAAAGAAGGUGCAAGGAAGGAGAGAUGACAAGGUGCCCAAUCAAGGAACAAAAAUUCCGGCUGUCUCAGAGAAGAAGGCUAAGGGAUGGGAGGAUGUCCUUCAACUUCCUCUCACAACUUCUGUGGAACAGGCUCAGGCUGUGAGGUCAGUGAAAGGAAAUAACGAGCUGAAAGUUGAUCUGCAGAUAAAGGCUGAUGAACUGGAAAAGCUAUUUGCUGCACACAAGCUCAGGGUUCAGGGAAACCAAAUAUCUUCCACUUCGAGAAGCAAAACUGGCAAUGUUCAGCUGCUGAAGUCUGCCGAAAAGUGGCCGGCUGAGGGUCUUGCUGAACAAUUCUCAGUGGGGAAGAUACCAAGUGAGAAUUUGAGCAAUGAAGUAGAACUUGACUCUAAUUUGCUUCUGAAGAUGGUGGAAAGUUUAGAUUCUUCCAACAGUACGAAGCAGAAGGUAGGCACUGUCAGCCCAUCAGAAGAAUCCAGAGGAAAGUUCUAUGAGAAAUAUAUCCAAAAGCGGGAUGCAAAGCUGAGGGAAGAUUUGGGGUCAAAGAGGGCCCAAAAAGAAGCAAAGAUGAAGGCUAUGCAUGAUAGCCUGGAACGCAGCCAAGCUGAGAUGAAGAUGAAGCUUGCUGGAUCUGCUGGUAAACGAGAUUCAGUUCUUGCUCAUCGUCGAGUAGAGAGAAUGAGAUCAUUUAAUGUUUACUCCGCUACAAAAAACCAGGGGCAGACAGUAGAACAUCAGGGAGAUGCAGAAGAUGUACGAGAGCAUGAUCAGGUUCUCUAUGGCCAAGACAAAUGCUACAGCGAUACAUUAUCUGGCAAUGAAUCUUCUACAAGCUCGAAGAAGCUCACAUUUAGUAAAAGCUUAUUAUCCUCCGUUCCUAGAACAACAUCAGUCACAAUUCCUAAGCCUUCUGCCAAGGCCAUUAACUCUGGUUCCAUUCGGCAUAGGACGCUGACUGAAAACCCACUCGCACAGUCCGUUCCUAACUUCUCUGACCUUAGAAAAGAAAACACACAGCCUACAGCAGGAGUUAGUAAGGUUACUUCCCGUGCACAGCCAAUAACUUUUACUCGAAGCAAGAGCACCACUGAAGAGGCAAAUCUCGUUAAGGAGGAGAAGUUACGGAGCUCCCAUUCCACUAGAAAAAGCUUAGUUAUCUCUGGAGAGUUGAAUGACCUCUCACCUCCCAGCUCUGAUGGUGCCAAUCUGACAACUUUACAGUUUCCAAAAGAGCAAAUGGAGCAGAAUAUGAAUAAAAUUCAGAAUAGUAGUGAGUUAGGUAUGUCUAAACCGAAAGGCUUUACAAACCCUGAAGCUCUAAAAGAUGAAGAAGAUUCCGAAGGUUUGGUUGAUCAACAAGAGGCUUCAACAAAUAUGUUUAAAGAUGAUGAAGAGGAAUCUAGCAGAACAUCUCCUGAACGAAAUCUUCAGGACACAAAUUUUCCUGUGGGAUCAGAUAGUGAGAAUGGUCAUCUUGGAUCAGAUAAUGCUGAUAUUCUGAGAUCACUAUCUCAAGAUAUCGACAAAUCUAUUGCUAUAUCCUCCAAGUUCGAUCCUUCACCAGGACAUGUGCGGGAGUCACCAGGGGAAAGCCCAGGAUCAUGGAUCUCAAACAUCCAACACUCAUUUUCUUAUGCACACGAAGCAUCUGACUUUGAUGCUUCUGUGAACUCCCCUACUGGAAGUCCGGCAUCAUGGAAUUCCCAUCCAUUGAACCAAAUGAUGGACGCUGAUGCUGCCCGUAUGAGAAAAAAAUGGGGGAGUGCUCAGAUACCUGUUCUUGUCGCUAAUGCUUCACAUCCACAAAAAGAUGUGUCUAAAGGGUUUAAACGGUUAUUUAAAUUUGGGAGGAAAAGUAGAGGUGCAGAUUAUUUAGUAAAUGAUUGGGUAUCUGCCUCGACAGCAUCUGAAGGUGAUGAUGACACAGAAGAUGGUCGAGAUCUUGGAUCGCGAACUUCAGAUGAACUGAGGAAAUCAAGAAUGGGCUACUCAGGUUCUUAUGAUAGCUUCAAUGACUGUGACACGCUUCCUGAACAAGUUCAAUCCUUACGAAGUUCCAUGCCUCAUGGUCCUGGAAACUUCAAGUUGAGAGAGGAUCAUUUGUCUGGAAGUUCUUCGAAAGCGCCUCGUUCCUUCUUCUCUCUUUCGUCAUUCCGAAGCAAGGGAAGUGAAGCUAAGCCAAGAUGACAGUGAGAUUCUGAAGCAAGGAAACACAUCCAACUGCAAAAGCAUCCCAAUCUUAGCUCACAUGCUGGUAUGAACAAACUUCAGUAUUUGCGGCCUGAGGUGGUCAAUCAUUUUUCUCUUUUUUUUUUCAUUUAUAUUAUAUACAAAUCAAUAUUUAUGAGAACAAUAACUAGCAGUUACCUGCUAGUGAGUGAUUUUAUUUGUACAGAAUUAAAAACCCUCUUCUCUUGUUCUCUUAUAUUUUACUUUGGCUAACUGCUGUUUAUGAGAUUGCGUGUA
Molecule: messenger RNA, 5136 nt
Organism: Asparagus officinalis (garden asparagus)
Lineage: Eukaryota; Viridiplantae; Streptophyta; Magnoliopsida; Asparagales; Asparagaceae
Product: probable GPI-anchored adhesin-like protein PGA55
Exons: 11
Coding region: 418-4857 (1479 amino acids)
Source: RefSeq, a predicted model, not a curated record